Molecule: messenger RNA, 1440 nt
Organism: Filobasidium floriforme
Lineage: Eukaryota; Fungi; Basidiomycota; Tremellomycetes; Filobasidiales; Filobasidiaceae
Exons: 15
Coding region: 1-1440 (479 amino acids)
Biological process (GO): DNA damage response
Cellular component (GO): nucleus; cytoplasm
Molecular function (GO): phosphatase activity
Source: RefSeq, a predicted model, not a curated record
AUGACCGAGACUGCUACAUCUUGGAAGCUGCCUGUGGGCCAAUUUUCGCCGAAAGACAAGGGCAGCUUUUCCUAUACAACGGUGGCGAAGCGAUGGCCGACCAUUCUCACUCAGAUCGUCUCUACACUCUCAAACGAGAUACACCAUGUUACCACAUCCAAAGAGUCGGAAUCAGAAGCCAGCAAGGAGAAAAUUGAGGAAGGCAAGGAGAUCAUCAGGUCUAUCAGCGAGUUGAAGCAUGAUAUGGGCAGGAACAAGGUGUUAUCACCGAUAGAAGAUGAUGGUGGCUCGAAUGUCGACUGCUACAACGAACAUCUGAAAGCCCUUGACGGGACAGACGAUACCUGGUUUACCGCCGCUUGGCUCUUUGCGGAAUGCUACCUAUAUCGGCGUCUGAGAACAUACUUUGCUAAGACAAAGCAUUGGAACCAGUUCGACCCGUUCUUCACCCAGAAAGCCGAUACCUACAAAUCGAGCUCUACUGCCAUCAUCCAUUUGGCCAAGAGCUUGAAAAAGCUGGAUGGCGAACAGGACGAGUUGUUGCAGGGUUACAAGGAGAAGGGAUCCGCGAUGGAAGUCGUCUUCUAUGAGAUGAUGCAAGCCGCUUUGUGGGGAAACGCCACCGACCUGUCGCUCCUCGUCGAUCUGUCGUACUCGGACCUCCAAAAACUGCAACAACUCGGUUCGGCCAGUCAAGCGGAGCAAGCCAAGUUUAUCCUUCGGAAUGAUCUGGAAAAGGUGUGGGCGAUCGUCAAGAACGUCAAGAACGGUCGGGUUGAUAUCGUGCUUGACAACGCCGGAUUUGAGCUUUACACCGAUCUUAUCUUGGCCGACUUCCUGCUCAGAACUCCUUGUGUCUCGGAAGUAGUCUUCCACCCGAAGGAUAUCCCUUGGUUCGUUUCGGACGUGAUGCCAUAUGACUUCUCCUGGGCUAUCGAUUCGCUGGCGGAUCAAACCUUCUUUGCCAAACACACCGAAGGACUAGAGCAAGAGGAUCUCGACAUCCUCUCGGCUCUUUCCGCUCGAUGGCGCGAGCAUCUCUCGGCCGGACGGUUCAAACUGUCCGUACCGUUGGACACCCCCAUCGGAAAGGUUACCGACCUGGGUGGGUUCUGGACGACGCAACACCCUUAUCAGCGUAUUCCCGAGAAAGAUCCCAAACUCCAGAAAGAGCUUCAAAAAUCAGACUUGGUCAUCCUCAAGGGUGAUUUAAAUUACCGAAAACUCGUCGCGGAUGGCAAGUGGAAUCCUACGACGCCGUUUGACACCGCGCUAGGACCGAUGGCAGGCCAAGUCAAUCUGCUAAGCCUGCGUACCAACAAGGCCGAUCCGAUCGUUGGCUUACCUGAAGGGACCGCUGAGCGACUCGACAAGGAACACGCGAACUGGCGAGUCGAUGGAAAGUACGCUGUCGUCUCUUUCUCGCAAAGGACGCAAUAG